ACUGUACAGUUUGUUCAGGGGAUUUUCGUGGAGAAAUAUGACCCGACAAUAGAAGACUCGUACAGAAAGCAAGUGGAGGUGGACGGGCAGCAGUGUAUGCUGGAAAUUCUGGACACUGCAGGGACGGAACAGUUCACAGCCAUGAGAGAUCUGUACAUGAAGAAUGGCCAGGGCUUUGCGUUAGUGUACUCCAUCACAGCCCAGUCCACCUUCAACGAUCUGCAAGACCUACGAGAGCAGAUCCUCAGAGUCAAAGACACUGACGAUGUUCCGAUGAUUCUGGUGGGUAAUAAAUGUGAUCUGGAGGAUGAGCGUGUUGUGGGGAAGGAACAGGGACAGAACCUGGCCAGACAGUGGAGCAGCUGUGCUUUCCUGGAGUCCUCCGCAAAGUCCAAGAUCAACGUCAACGAGAUCUUCUAUGACCUGGUCAGGCAAAUCAACAGGAAAACCCCAGUACCUGGGAAAACACGCAAAAAGUCCAACUGUCAGCUCCUCUAAUACACAGCUGCUCUGUCGCACUGAGCCAGGUCUGAUUUGCUGCUGUCUCUCUCAGCAGUGCCAGCAUUCCGACGUUACUAAAACCUAACAUGGAAUGGACUUUCCUGUGUGGUGACGCCCCUUUAACAACCAACAAACAAACCGACCAACGGAUUCAAAGCUACAAUACAUCAGUUUUUACACACAGAUUAACCAUUAUCACUCUCCAGUGUCACGAGAACAAGAUUUCUACUUAGAAAUAUAGAUAUUCCAACUGUAUGCAACUGAAAUGGAAAGAUUACGUUCAUAAAAUAAAGUAAAAUGAAAUAGGUAAAUCAGUCAAUAUGAACCAAAAUAAAAUCCCGAUUCCUACACACAGUGUUAUUGCUAACGGAGACAGUAGCCGUAGAAACGGAUGUCUAACCAGAAUGUGCACGUUGCCACGGUGAUGCGGUAUUUAUAAGCACCUCUAUAUUAGCCAGAGAGAAAAAGACAAAGUCCCAAAGAGGCACCCUAUAUAGUUCAGUUCAUACAGAUAACUUGCUCCUGGGGUUUAUUUUCUAACUUUUUUUAUUUUCCUUCGAUCAUUCAACAUCAUUUCUCUGUCUUCUUCUGUCUUUUUUUUAAAUGACUAGUUUUGUCUCUACUGAGAGAUGCUAUACUGCGACAGCUAUUGAUAUGAGUUUUAUUUUGAGGAGUAAACCUGUGGCUACAACCA
This is a messenger RNA of Oncorhynchus tshawytscha (Chinook salmon), 1195 nucleotides long. RefSeq names its product ras-related protein Rap-1b. Gene Ontology annotation, molecular function: GTPase activity; GTP binding; GDP binding. Gene Ontology annotation, biological process: cellular response to cAMP; negative regulation of synaptic vesicle exocytosis; Rap protein signal transduction. Lineage: Eukaryota; Metazoa; Chordata; Actinopteri; Salmoniformes; Salmonidae. Gene Ontology annotation, cellular component: plasma membrane. The record is from RefSeq and is a predicted model, not a curated record.